CAGAGAACAGGGCAGGGCAGGGGAACCCCCUCGGGUCGGAGUCCAGGUCUCCAGCAGAGGCCGCUGCAGCCGCGGGUGACGCCGAGUCUUUUGCACCUUGCGGCCUCCUCGUCGAACCCCCUCGCCGCCCGCCGCCUGCAGCCUACCUGGAGAAUUAGUACCACAAAGAAAACCUGAUGGGACCUCUCCAGAUUGUCACAAGCCGAUUACUCUCCCAGCUGUGUCGUGGACAGAAGGCUCCAGCCUCCCCUCGAAGCAAGAUUUGCCUAAUAAUGGCCCGUCCAAGUUCCAAUAUGGCGGAUUUUCGGAAGUGCUUUGCAAGCGCCAAGCACAUAGUCGUCAUCUCUGGGGCUGGCAUUAGCGCUGAAAGUGGGAUCCCCACAUUCCGAGGGGCCGGCGGCUACUGGAGAAAGUGGAAAGCCCAGGACCUGGCCACCCCAGAGGCCUUUGCCCGCAACCCCUCGCGGGUGUGGGAGUUCUACCACUACCGGCGCGACGUCAUCCUGUCCAAGGAGCCCAACCCCGGGCACCGCGCCAUCGCCGAGUGUGAGGCCCGGCUGAGCAAGCAGGGCCGCCGGGUCGCGGUCAUCACCCAGAACAUCGACGAGCUGCACCUCAGGGCUGGCACCAAGAACCUGGUGGAGAUCCACGGUACCAUAUUUAAAACUCGAUGUACCUCUUGUGGCUCUGUGGUCGAGAAUUACAAGAACCCAAUUUGUCCAGCUUUAUCGGGAAAGGGUGCUCCCGAACCUGAAGCUGAAGAUUCCAAAAUCCCACUUGAAGAACUUCCCCGGUGCGAAGUGGCAGGGUGCGGGGCCUUGGUGCGACCUCACGUGGUGUGGUUUGGAGAAGACCUGGACCCUGCAGUUCAGGAGAAGGCUUCCCGAGAGCUGGAGCGCUGUGACCUGUGUCUAGUGGUGGGGACUUCCUCUGUGGUCUACCCAGCCGCAAUGUUCGCCCCCCAGGUGGCAGCCAGGGGCGUGCCAGUGGCCGAAUUUAACACGGAGACCACCCCAGCCACCGGCAGAUUCAGGUUUCAUUUCCAGGGACCUUGUGGGACAACUCUUCCCGAGGCCCUUGCUCCUCAUGAAAUUGAAACUGUUUAAGUGUCCUGGGAGAAGAAGGAAGAACUGGGCCACAAACAGGAGAAACAGUCUGCGGACGGUGAGCUGCUGUAGACCAGAUGACCUAAAACCCUCCACUUCCUGGGCUGGAAUCUAAUGAUUGCUGAAUUAGUGGGCCUGGACGAAUCGGAGAACUCUAAAGCUGAUGCGUGUUUCUUACGUACUGAAAUGUAAGUGUCUUACACUUGUGUUUGCUUACUAGGAGGGGUAGAUUUGUAAUGAGGUUCUCUUUAAAAUAUUAAUUAUCCUGAUGUAUUUUUCUCUUUGGAAAAGGUAGAAGGGUAAAAACCUGGCAUUUAAUCCUAAUUUCUGCACUCCUGUUGAUGCAAAAUGGUAUCAUUGUCUACAGUAGGAAAUUUAUUAUAUAAAGAUGUUACCCCAAGGGA
Messenger RNA from Cavia porcellus (domestic guinea pig), 1510 nucleotides. RefSeq names its product sirtuin 5 (gene Sirt5). The coding region runs from base 177 to 1106 and encodes 309 amino acids. The record is from RefSeq and is a predicted model, not a curated record. NCBI's taxonomy places the organism in Eukaryota, Metazoa, Chordata, Mammalia, Rodentia, Caviidae. The transcript is spliced from 9 exons. Gene Ontology annotation, cellular component: nucleus. Gene Ontology annotation, molecular function: NAD+ binding; protein-succinyllysine desuccinylase activity; protein-malonyllysine demalonylase activity.